Paramormyrops kingsleyae is the source of this 7762-nucleotide messenger RNA. It is a transcript of the gene cita, whose product is annotated as citron rho-interacting serine/threonine kinase a. The record is from RefSeq and is a predicted model, not a curated record. Gene Ontology annotation, molecular function: ATP binding; protein serine/threonine kinase activity. Gene Ontology annotation, biological process: protein phosphorylation. NCBI's taxonomy places the organism in Eukaryota, Metazoa, Chordata, Actinopteri, Osteoglossiformes, Mormyridae.
GAGAAAUGUGCUGAUUGAUGGAGAUGUUCUUCUUCCUGAAGUCUUCCCGCAGCACCUGGACCUGGGUGGACAGCACCCUCUCGGCUUCUGUCGCCUAGAAGAAAGUGGUGUGACUGUGUGAUAUAGAGAUCCACAAAUCAGCGAGAUGGCACCUGAAAAUUCAACAAAAAGCAUAGGGAUCAUGUCUUGUUGAACUGAUUCCAGCAGUAGCAGUCAACUCAAAACUGCCUGAAGUUUCCAGUUGGUUUAAGAUUACUGCGGAACAAUGCUGAAAUUCAAAUAUGGGGCGAAUAGCAACACCAAUCUGGUCGCUAUGGAUCCGAUUACUAGCCGCUGCAGCCGCCUCAAUCAUCUUUUGCAGGGAAAAGGCAGCUUGCAGGGUCGGCAGACUGACAGCAGUAUGACACGCGAAGGGCUUCUUGAUGCCCUGCUCCUGCUGUACGAGGAGUGCAGCUCCCCAGAGCUCAUGAAGAUCAAGCACAUUGCCAAGUUUGUCAACAAAUACACUAAUGUGGUGGCAGAGCUGCGGGAGCUGCAGCCAGGGCUGGAGGACUUCGACCUGUGCGGUGUUGUGGGGCGGGGCCAGUUUGCUGAGGUGCGUGUGGUGAGGGAGAGAGCAACAGGGGACGUGUACGCCAUGAAGGUCAUGGAGAAGGCCUGCCUGCGCUCGAUGGAAAACGUGGCCUGUUUUGAGGAGGAACGGACUUUACUUGCUUUGAGCUCCAGCCCUUGGAUCCCACGGCUGCAACACGCCUUCCAGGACAAGGACAGGCUCUACCUGGUGAUGGAGUACCUGCCCGGCGGGGAUCUGAUGGGACUAAUGAACAGAUACGAGGACCAGUUUGACGAGCCCAUGGCACAGUUCUACCUGUCGGAGCUUGUGCAGGCCAUUCACACUGUCCAUCAGCUGGGUUACAUCCACAGGGAUGUCAAGCCAGAGAACGUUCUGAUUGACAGAACUGGACACAUCAAGUUGGCAGACUUUGGAUCUGCAGCCAGACUCACAGCCAAUAAAACGGUUUCUGCCUCUCGUUUGCCCGUGGGAACUCAAGACUUCCUGGCACCUGAGGUUCUGGGAGCACUGAAUGGGGGGGUGCCGGUUUCAUUUGGGGUGGAGUGUGACUGGUGGUCCUUAGGGGUCAUUGCCUAUGAAAUGAUCUACAUGAAGUCUCCCUUUGCGGAAGGAACCUCCACCAAGACCAUCAACAACAUCAUGAAUUUCCAGCGCUACCUCAAGUUCCCUCAAGAUUCCAAAGCAAGUGGCCCAUUUGUGGACUUGGUGCAGAGUCUGCUCUGUGGUGUGCGGGAACGGCUCGGGUUCGAGGAUUUGCUCUGCCACCCCUUCUUCUCUGCUGUGGACUGGAGCAACGUAAGACAAGCCGUCCCUCCCUUUGUCCCCGCACUCCGCGCAGAAGAUGACACCUCCAAUUUUGAGGAGCCCGAGAAGCCCAGUUCCCGGCCAGCGCCUGCUCUGCGUGGCCCCCAGCAAGUCGGCUUCCAGGGCUGCGACCUGCCCUUUCUAGGCUGGUUCUUCAGCCGGCCCCUGGCAGCGCUGGCCAGGUCCGAGCUGCCCGCUGCCGGCCUCAACUCCCCGGCAAAGACCAACUCAUUGGAAAAAAAGCUUCAGGUUAAAAGCAAAGAAUUACAAGAAACCCAAGACAAAUGUCACAAGAUGGAACAAGAAAUCUCUCGAUUCCAGCGUAAAAUGUCAGACCUGGAGUCUGUGCUGCAGCAGAAGGAUGUGGAGCUGAAGGCGUCGGAGACGCAGAGGAGCAUCUUGGAGCAGGACCUGGCCACCUACAUCACAGAAUGCAGCAGCCUGAAGCGCAGUCUGGAGCAGGCUCGUGUGGAGGUGUCCCAGGAGGAUGACAAGGCGCUGCAGCUGCUGCAUGACAUCCGGGAACAGAGCAACAAACUGCAGGAGAUCAAGGAGCAGGAAUACCAUGCCCAACUGGAAGAGAUGCAGGUGACAAUCCGGCAGCUGGAGGAGGACCUCUCCUCUGCCCGUCGCCGUAGCGACCUGUAUGAGGCGGAGCUGAGGGAAUCCCGUCAGACCAGCGAAGACUUGAAGAGGAAGGCUGCAGAGUACCAGCUGAGGAUCCAGAAGGCCAAAGAACAAGGCAAGGCUGAGGUGGAGGAGAUCCUCUUGAAGCUGGAGAAGACCAAUGCAGAACAACAAGGAAAGAUUCUGGAGCUCCAAGACAAGCUGACCAAGGCUGUGAAGGCCAGCACUGAGGCCACAGACCUCCUGCAGAACAUCCGGCAGGCCAAGGAGCGGCUGGAGCGCGAGCUGGAGAGGCUGCGCAGUAAAGGCGACUCCACCGACACCUUACGCAGGCGUCUCCGGGAGACUGAGGAGGGCAAGAAGACCCUGGAGAACCAGGUGAAGAGGCUGGAGAUGGUGGAGAGGAGGGAAAACAAGCUGAAGGAUGACAUCCAGACCAAGUCCCAGCAGAUACAGCAGAUGGCAGAUAAGAUCCUGGAGCUGGAGGAGAAUCUGAGGGAGACGCAGGCUACUGCACAGAGGAUGGAGGCCCACCUGCUGCAGAAGGAGAGACUUUAUGAGGACAAAAUCAAGGUUCUAGAGGCACAAAUGAAGGCUGACAUGGCUGAAAAGGAGGUUCUGGAGUCCAAAAGGACCAAACAUGAAGAGGAGGCCCGGGAGAAGUGCAAGCUGAUCAGCGAGCAGAAAGCGACCAUCAACGCCAUGGACUCCAAGAUGAAGAACCUGGAGCAGAGGAUUGCUGAGCUGUCCGAGGCAAACAAGCUGGCAGCCAACAGUAGCAUCUAUACCCAGAAGAAUAUGAAAGCCCAGGAGGAGAUGAUUUCAGAGCUGAGGCAGCAGAAGUUCUACCUGGAGUCACAGGCUGGAAAGCUGGAAGCGCAGAACGCCAAGCUGGAGGAGCACCUGGAGAAGAUGAGCCAGCAGGAGCAGACCAAGAAGACCAGGCUCCUGGAGCUGGAGACACGGCUCAGGGAGAUGGGCCUGGAGCACGAGGAGCAGAAACUGGAGCUGAAGCGGCAGGUGGCAGAGCUGACGCUCUCUCUGCAGGAGCGAGAGUCCCAGAUCAGCGGCCUGCAGGCGGCUCGGGACGCCCUGGACAGCCAGCUACAGCAGGCCAAGACGGAGCUGGAGGAGACCACCGCCGAGGCAGAGGAGGAGAUCACGGCGCUCAGGGCCCACAGAGACGAGAUUCAGCGCAAGUUCGAUGCUCUGAGAGAGAGCUGCUCAGUGAUCACUGAGCUGGAGGAGCAGCUGACCCAGCUGACCCAGGAGAACGCCGAGCUGAACCGGCAGAACUUCUACCUUUCCAAGCAGCUGGACGAGGUGUCGGACGAGAGGGAGGACCGGAUGCAGCUGAGUCAGGAUGUGGACCGGCUGCGCAGGGAGGUGGCCGACCGGGAGAUGCACCUCAACAACCAGAAACAGAACAUGGAGACUCUGAAGACCACGUGCACCAUGCUGGAGGAGCAGGUCCUGGAGCUGGAGACGCUGAACGACGAGCUGCUGGAGAAGGAGCGGCAGUGGGAGAUGUGGCGUGGAGCGCUGGAGGACGAGAAGAGCCAGGCGGAGAGGAGAGCCCGGGAUAUGCAGCGGCUGCUGGACAAUGAGAAGCAGAACAGGUUGCGUGCAGACCAGCGCAGUUCAGAGUCUCGCCAGGCGGUGGAGCUGGCGGUCAGGGAACACAAGGCAGAGAUUAUAGCCUUGCAGCAGGCCCUGAAGGAGCAGAAGCUGAAGGCGGAGAGCCUGUCUGACACACUGAACGACCUAGAGAAGAAGCAUGCCAUGCUGGAGAUGAAUGCACGCAGUCUGCAGCAGAAGCUGGAGACAGAGCGGGAGCUGAAGCAGAAGCUCAUGGAUGAGCAAAGCAAGCUGCAGCAGCAGAUGGACCUGCAGAAGACGCACAUCUUCCGCCUGACUCAAGGUCUCCAGGACGCCCUGGACCAGACCGACCUGCUGAAGACAGAGCGCACGGACCUGGAGUACCAGCUGGAGAACAUCCAGGCGGUGUACUCCCAAGAGAAGGUGAAGAUGGAGGGCACCAUAUCCCAGCAGACCAAGCUCAUCGACUUCCUCCAGGCUAAAAUGGACCAGCCCACAAAGAAGAAGAAGGGCAUUUUCGGGCGCCGGCGGGAGGACAUGGUCGGCGCGGUUGGGGGCGUGCCAGCGAGCGUGUCCCAGGUGCCCAUGCCCUAUAACGACAUGAAGGCGGCGCUGGAGAAGGAGCGCUCGCGGUGUGCCGAGCUGGAGGACGCGCUGCAGAAGAUGCGCAUCGAGCUGCGCUCCCUGAGGGAGGAGGGAGCCCACUUCAAGGCCAUGGAGCACGGGGCCCCUUCCACCCCAGCCACGGCCCGGCAGCAGAUCAUCAUGUCCGCCAUCGUCAAGUCGCCAGAGCACCAGCCCAACCCGAGCAGCCUGCUGGCCCCGUCCAGCUCCAGCCGUCGCAAGGAGAUCUCCACGCCCGAGGAGAAAAGGAGGGUGACCUUUGAAAAGUUCACCCGCCGCGUGAAGGAGAGGAUGCACCACAACAUCCCGCACCGCUUCACUGUGGGACUCAACAUGAGGGCCAGCAAGUGUGCCGUGUGUCUGGACACUGUGCACUUCGGCCGGCAGGCCGCCACCUGCGUGGAGUGCCACGUCCUGUGUCACCCCAAGUGCUCACCGUGCCUGCCGGCCACGUGCGGCCUGCCCGCCGAGUACGCCACGCACUUCUCCGAGGCGCUGUGUCGCGACAAGGCCAGCUCCCCGGCCAUGCUCAUGAAGGAGGCCAGCGGGCACGUGCGCCUGGAGGGCUGGAUGAAGCAGCCCCGGAACGGGAAGCGUGGCCAGCAGGGCUGGGAGAGGAAGUACGUGGUGCUGGACGGGACCAAGCUGGCCAUAUUCGAGACGGAGCCCAGAGAAGAUUCUGUCACGCCCCAGGAGGAGUUCGAGCUCUGCCUCCCAGACGGGGAGGUGACCGUGCACGGCGCCGUGGGGGCCUCCGAGCUCAUCAACACCGCCAAGUCCGACAUCCCGUACGUGCUGAAGCUGGAGUCCCAUCCCAACACCACCUGCUGGCCAGGACAGGCCCUCUACUUCAUGGCUCCCAGCUUCCCUGACAAGCAGCGCUGGGUGGCCGUGCUGGAGUCGGUGGUGGCGGGGGGGCGGAGCUCGCGCGAGAAGGCUGAAGCAGACGCUGCCGCAGCUUCCAAAAGACAGAAGAUUCUUUCCCCACUGGUCCAGAAACUGCUGGGUAACUCUCUGCUGAAGCUGGAGGGCGACGACCGCCUGGACAUUAACUGCACACUGCCCCUCACAGACCAGGUGGUGCUGGUGGGUUCUGAAGAGGGUCUGUACGCCCUGAACGUCAUCAAGAACUCCCUGACCCACAUCCCGGGCCUGGGCUCCGUCUUUCAGAUCCACAUCCUGAGGGAGCUGGACAAGCUGCUCAUGAUCACUGGGCCCGAACGCGCCUUGUGUCUGGUGGACAUCAAAAAGGUGAAGCAGUCUCUGUCCCAGGCCCACCUGCCCGCCCAGCCCGAGCUCUCACCCUACAUCUUCGAGACAGUCAAGGGCUGUCAUCUCUUCGCUGCUGGCUGGAUCGAGAACGGGCCGUGCAUCUGCGCCGCCAUGCCUAACAAGAUCACCAUCCUGCGCUACAACGAGAGCCUCGGCAAGUUCUGCAUCAGGAAGGAGAUUGAAACCUCUGAGCCAUGCAGCUGCAUCCACUUCACCGGAUACAGCAUCAUCAUCGGCACCAACAAGUUUUACGAGAUCGAGAUGAAGCAGUACGUGCUGGAGGAGUUCCUGGACAAGAACGACGUGACGCUGGCGUCGGCCGUCUUCGCCGCGUCCUCCCACAGCUUCCCCAUCUCCAUCCUGCAGGUCAACAGCGCCCCCCAGAAGGACGAGUUUCUGCUCUGCUUCCACGAGUUCGGCGUCUUUGUGGAUGCGUACGGACGCAGGAGCCGCACCGAGGACAUUAAGUGGAGCCGCCUGCCUCUUUCCUUCGCCUACAGGGAGCCGUACCUGUUCGUGACGUACUUCAACUCCCUGGACGUCAUUGAGAUUCGCCAGCAUGCCUCUCUUGGCUCCUCAGCUCACGCUCACCUGGACAUCCCCAGCCCUCGCUUCCUGGGCCCGGCCAUCUCCUCGGGGGCCAUCUACCUGGCCUCCUCCUACCAGAACAAGCUGAGGGUCAUAUGCUGCAAGGGCAACCUGGCGCGCGAGUCCGGGGACCUGCAGCGGAGCAGCUCCAGCCGCAGCAGCCCCAACAAGCGCGGCCCCCCCUCCUAUAACGAGCACAUCUCCAAGCGGCUGGCGUCGGGCCCCGGGCUGCAGGAGGGGCCACAGCGCGAGCCCAGCACGCCGCACCGCUACCGCGAGGGCCGCACCGAGUUCCGCCGGGAGAAGUCCCCGGCACGGCCCCUGGAGUGGGACAAGUCGCCGGGCCGCGUGCUGGACAGCCGCAGGGAGCGCUCACCCGGCCGCAGCUUUGAGGAGCGCGCCCGUCUUCACACGGGCUCCGUGCGCACGCCGCUCACGCCCGUCAACAAGGUGUGGGACCAGUCGUCUGUCUGAGCACAGCCUCCCGACCCAGGAAGAGACAACGUUGCACUGUCACAGGAUCCGUACAAAGAUGGCUCAGGCCUCUGCGACUGGUGUGAACAUGGUUUUUAAGAUUAUACAAAAACAGAAGUCACUGUGUCAAGUCCAAACAGUUUACAGGAUUUUCAAAGAACUGGGUCAGACACAUUUUACUUUGCUUACAUGAGUAGCAGCACCGAUCCAGUGCGAUUCAUAUCUGCGUCACACUCCUUCAGGCUCCAAACACGAUGAUUAAAGCACACGCAUCUUUCUCCAUGAUAUUAUUUGGUUGCCAUCUGCCCAUGACGUAUGAAGGACGUUCACUCAUGCGCAUUUCACACUCGUGCACAUGUGUGCCGCAGUCAGCCUGGCCUGCUUGGAAGAGAGUGGUCUUUGUAGUACUUGAUCUAAUCAGCACCUGUAAAUAAACUAACUUGAGUUUUUAUAGAAAAAGGGAAUAUUAGGCUGGUGAAGCCAUGUCUAUUUUUGUUAAAAUGAAAACUUUCAUACGUGUCCUUUCAGAUUGCUGUCCCAUUUAAAGGGGGAAGGAAAAAAAUACUAUUAUCUGAAAUGUCAUUUCCUCUGCUUUUGCCAUGACCACACCAUUUGUCUGGCUUUUUUUUUUUUUUUUUUAACAGAUAUUGAGUUACACAUUUCAUAAACAUCUCACUGAAUUCAGCCGCUUUAUACUGCCGUAAGCUUCCUUGUGUUUAAAUCAUUAAAAUUAAGUGUUGGCGGAAAAUAACUAAUGACAAGAAGUGCACGGACAGCCGUCCAUUGCAACGCAAAUGCCUUCAGCUGCUUUGACGACUUUUGCCGCUUCGGUUACAGAUAAUCCUGUUAUUUUUGUUCUGUGCCGUAAACUCUGUCGUCUGGUAACCCUCAGGGUUUAUUUACACUAUUACUGCUUCCGUUUAUUGUAAGACUUCAGUGCAUUAAAAAAAAAGAUGUGACGAGAAACACGUGAAGUCGCAAUAGCACGCAUGCGUAAUAAAAACAUUUUCAUUUAAUCCCUUCAUUUCGGUCCCAUUUUCUCUACUGUGUUCACUGCUUCUAUAUUGUGCAUUAAUUAAAUUACUUGAUACUUGUCGAUGUCCAAGUAAUGCUGACAAAGGAAUCGGCUAUCCCAGUAGAUUUUUAUAAGUAUAAAUAUAUAUAAAAAUUGUACACUACCAUUAAACCCACUGAAUUAAA